Messenger RNA from Peromyscus eremicus (cactus mouse), 539 nucleotides. Its product is annotated as survival motor neuron protein-like. Lineage: Eukaryota; Metazoa; Chordata; Mammalia; Rodentia; Cricetidae. Gene Ontology annotation, biological process: regulation of alternative mRNA splicing, via spliceosome; mRNA processing. The transcript has 4 exons. Gene Ontology annotation, cellular component: cytoplasm; precatalytic spliceosome; nucleus. The record is from RefSeq and is a predicted model, not a curated record. Bases 36 to 539 code for a protein of 167 amino acids. Gene Ontology annotation, molecular function: RNA binding.
GGGGCGAGCCCCGGCAGCGUCCGCGGUAACUUGCCAUGGCGAUGGGCAGCGGCGGUGCAGGCUCCGAGCAGGAGGACGCGGUGCUGUUCCGACGUGGCACCGGCCAGAGUGAUGAUUCUGACAUUUGGGAUGAUACGGCAUUGAUAAAAGCUUAUGAUAAAGCUGUGGCUUCCUUUAAGCAUGCUCUGAAGAAUGGUGACGUUUGUGACACUUCAGAUAAGCCAAAAGGCACAGCCAGAAGAAAACCUGCUAAGAAGAAUAAAAACCAAAAGAAGAGUGCCACACCUCCCUUAAAACAGUGGAAAGUUGGUGACAAAUGUUCUGCCAUUUGGUCAGAAGAUGGCUGUGUUUACCCAGCUACCGUUACUUCCAUUGAUUUCAAGAGAGAAACCUGUGUUGUGGUUUAUACUGGAUAUGGAAACAGAGAGGAGCAAAAUCUGUCUGACCUCCUUUCCCCAACCUGUGAAGUAGCUAAUCAUGCAGAACAGAGCACUCAGGGUAAGGUGGUGAAUAUGUCCAUUCCUGAAGGCGGAGACUAA